AUGGCAGGUCACUCUCAUAGAUCAUCGGUUAAGAAUGGCCACAAGCCAUUCAAGUCCAAGCAUGCUUCAAAAGGUUCUUUGAAGAAAGUGUUCAAGGGUAAAGUAGAGAAAGAGAGCAAACAAGGGAAGACCAACAAGGUAGUUUCUAAACUGGAGAGAAAGAACCUAGCCAAACAACUAAGGCAGAAGAAAAUAUUAAGUACUUUGGAGGCCAAAAAAUUAUUUGAAGGGAACAAUGGUGCUAAAAAGAUCAUCACAGUUAUUCCAUUAACUGCAGAUGUUUAUGCUGAUGACAUUGUAAAGAAGCUAAUUCUAUCUGCAGAGACUAUUGAAAAAACUGAAGAAGACCUAGACUUUGAUUUAAAAACUCCUAGUGUUACGAAUUUCAAAAUCAACAAGUUUAAAACGACUUUGCAAGUUGUUAUUCCAGAUAUGUCCAAUUUUAUCAACAUUCUAGAUUGCGCUAAAGUUGCUGACUUUGUUGUAUUUGGUUUGAGUGGUACUUCUGAGGUUGAUGUUGAGUUUGGUGAACAAAUCAUUAGAGCUUUGGAAUUUCAAGGUAUUGCAUCAUAUAUGGGUGUAGUAACAAACCUAUCUGCAGUACAUCCUAAAGAAAAAUUCCAAUUGGACGUAAAGAAGUCACUAGAAAGUUAUUUCCGUCACUUUUUCCCCACUGAGGAAUCGAUUUUUAACCUUGAAAAACCCAGUGAAGCCCUAAAUGCAAUUCGAACUCUGUGCCAAAAGUAUCCUCGUUCAAUCAAAUGGAGGGACGCUAGAGGGUAUCUUCUCGCUGAUAACAUCGAUUUCAUGGAAACAUCUGAGGAUAAAGGUCACUUAAUUGUUCAAGGUAUUGUGCGUGGUUCCGGAUUCAAUGUUGACAGACUCAUUCAUCUUCCUGGUAUGGGAGAUUUCAGUGUCAGUAAAAUUGAAAAACUAACCGCCUCUAGAAGAGCGAAAAGUUCAUCAGAAGCUAGUAAUGAUGGUACAGAAUUCUCUCCUUCGGCAGACCGUGACUCUUUAGAAGAGUUUGCUGCUCAAGAUAUGGAAAUGGAUUGGUCGGACUACGAGGAUGGCUUUGAAUACGAUAAUUUAACUGCUGCAAGGUACGAUGAUCACGGAUUUUUACCAGGUAGAGAACAAGAAGCCAAGAAAGUCAGACUGCCAAAGGGUACUUCCGAAUAUCAAGCAAGAUGGUAUUUAGAUGAUGUUAUUGAAGUCGGCGAAGAAGAAGAAAUUGAUGAAGAUGAAGAUGACAUUGAAAUGGACGAACAAGAGCAAGGUGAAGAUUCAAUGAUGGUUGAAGAUGAAGAGGGUUUCCAACAGGAACCCCAAGUUACCGAAAUGGACACACAAACGGAAGUUGACGGAGACGAAAUGUUUGUUGAUUUAUCGCCAGAAGAAGAAGAAAGACAACUUAGAGAGUAUCGUGAACAGGAAAAAGAUGAUCUCGAAUUCCCUGAUGAAAUUGAACUUGAUCCAAAUGCCUCUGCGAUUGAAACUUUGAAGAGUUACAGAGGGUUGAAGAAUUUGCAUAAUUGUGUAUGGGAUGUGGACGAAAAAGAUCCAGAAUGUCCAAAGGAAUGGAACCGUGUGUUGAGAGUGGGCAAUUUCAAGAACACAAUGAAGAAGCUCAAAAAGGAAGCUAUUAGAUCUGCCCAAGUGGUUGCUGGUGAUACCGUCAGACUUUACAUUGAUGUCCCUAAAUUUAUACUAGAAAAGAUAGCCGAACCUAAGGCUGAAAUAUUCGCAGUUUACAGUUUAUUGAAGCAUGAGCAUAAAAACGCCAUAGUUAACUUUUCGAUAGAGAGAUGGGAAGAAUACGACAAGCCAGUUCCCUCCUCGGAACCAAUAAUUGUACAGUACGGAAUCAGGAGGUACAUAAUAGCACCACUAUUCUCAUCGGCUUCAAACAGUCCAAAUAACGUCCACAAAUUUGAAAGAUUCUUACAUCAAAAUUUCGUAUCUGUCGCUACUUGCAUUGCUCCAGUUGAUUUCACGCAAUCUCCAGCAAUUUUCUUUAAGACCUCUCCCACCGAUCCAAAAGGUAUAGAACUGGUGGGCCAUGGUAGCUUCUUGAGCGCUGAUCAUACUCGUAUUUUAGCAAAGAGAAUCAUCUUGACUGGCCAUCCAUUUAAGUUCCACAAGAAACUUGUUACUAUCCGUUACAUGUUUUUCAGACCAGAGGAUGUCGAAUGGUUCAAGUCAAUCCCUCUAUUCACAAAAUCUGGAAGAUCAGGAUUCAUCAAAGAAAGUUUGGGUACACAUGGUUAUUUCAAAGCUACUUUCGACGGCAGACUCACUGCACAAGAUACAGUUGCAAUGUCCUUAUAUAAGCGUGUAUGGCCUAAAACUUCCCUACCUUGGACUGACAAAAUAAACUAA
Molecule: messenger RNA, 2382 nt
Organism: Kluyveromyces marxianus DMKU3-1042
Lineage: Eukaryota; Fungi; Ascomycota; Saccharomycetes; Saccharomycetales; Saccharomycetaceae
Gene: TSR1
Product: small subunit rRNA maturation protein TSR1
Exons: 1
Coding region: 1-2382 (793 amino acids)
Biological process (GO): ribosome biogenesis; endonucleolytic cleavage of tricistronic rRNA transcript (SSU-rRNA, 5.8S rRNA, LSU-rRNA); maturation of SSU-rRNA from tricistronic rRNA transcript (SSU-rRNA, 5.8S rRNA, LSU-rRNA)
Cellular component (GO): preribosome, small subunit precursor; nucleus
Molecular function (GO): GTPase activity; U3 snoRNA binding; GTP binding
Source: RefSeq, a predicted model, not a curated record